AUGAGAUGUGGUUUAUCUGAGACGUUUCUCUCAUUUCAGGAUUCUCUCUUCCGGAUGGAAAACUUCUCCCUCUCGCCCUUCCUGACCCCUCCCACUCCGGGGCCUGAGAAGUUCACCCCUCCAGCCCCCCCGGACCCUUCCCAGGGCAUCGAAAGGACCCUGUAUCUCCUCUCCAUCGUGGUCUACGGGGUGGCCUGUCUGCUGGGGGUGACCGGGAACGGCCUGGUCAUCUGGAUCGCCGGCUUCAAGAUGGAGAAGACGGUCAACGUGGUUUGGUUCCUCAACCUGGCGCUGGCCGACUUCGUCUUCACCUUCUUCCUGCCCCUGAGCAUCGCCUACACGGCCCUGGGCUUCCACUGGCCCUUCGGACGCUUCCUCUGCAAGCUCAACAGCAGCCUGGCCUUCCUCAACAUGUUCGCCAGCGUCUUCCUCUUGACCGUCAUCAGCCUGGACCGCUGCCUCUUGGUGGUCCUACCGGUGUGGUCCAGGAAUCACCGGACGCCUCGGCUGGCCUGGGCCAUCGCCCUGGUGACCUGGGGGGCCGCCUUGCUCAUCAGCUCCCCGUAUUUCGUCUUCCGGGACACGGCCCUGAAUGCGAGGAACGCCACCAGCUGCUACAACAACUUUGCCCUCUCCAGCAACUACACCAGCCAGAGGAGCCGGGACCUGUGGCGGAAAAGGCACAGGGCCAUGAUCCUGGCCAGGUUCGUCUUCGGCUUCCUGCUGCCCUUCACGGUGAUCGCCGUCUGCCACGCCGUGGUGGCUUUCCAGCUGCAGCGCAGGCGCCUGGCCAAGUCUCCCAAGCCUUUGCGGAUCAUCGCGGCCGUGACCGCCUCCUUCUUCCUCUGUUACUCGCCCUACCACGUCCUCUCCCUCUUGGAGUUGUCCAAGAUGUCCGGCAGCCCAGCGGUCAAGAGAGUGCUGCACCUGGGCGUCCCGCUGGCAUCCAGCCUGGCCUUCUUCAACAGCUGCCUCAACCCGCUUCUCUAUGUCUUCGUGGGGCAGAAGAGCUUCCGGCGGUCCGUGUGGGGGGCUUUCGAGGGGGCCUUUGGGGAGGAGGCCCUCCUGUCCUUAUCCAGCAAGAGGAAGUCCAGGGCCGUCUCCCAAACGGAGAUCCGGAUGGCUUAG
Molecule: messenger RNA, 1128 nt
Organism: Thamnophis sirtalis
Lineage: Eukaryota; Metazoa; Chordata; Lepidosauria; Squamata; Natricidae
Source: RefSeq, a predicted model, not a curated record